AUUUCAAAACUUUUCGGCUCUUCCGGUGAUCGAUGGGUUUUCCGAACACAUGAAAGCAAAAGGAACUUACGUGUAAAUAGAUUAAAUUAUAAUUAUUAAGUUAGUUGAAUAAAUACUUGAUUUUAUUGGUGUGUAUAAAGUAUGCUUUGGUACACUUCAAUUAGAAUUUAGUGAAUUUUAAGAAACAAUUUAAUAAAUCGAUACAACUAAUGGCGAGAAUAAAAGGCUGCACAUUGGUGCUACUCCUCAGUAUUCUUAUAACUCGCAGUGGAGCACAACAAGGUCAUGUACAUGACCAAGAUUUUAGUGAUGAUGACCCAAAAAAUAUUUACACAAGUCCCAUAGUUUCUGGGUUUGCCUAUUUGGCUGAAAAUUUUGACGAUCCAGAGAAAUUUAAAACAGUUUGGAUCCAAUCUGAAGCGAAGAAAGAGGGAAUCGAUGAAGAUAUCGCUAAAUAUGAUGGUAUCUGGUCUGUUGAACAGGCAUCGAGAAAUGCUCAAGAAGGGGAUCUAGGAUUGGUGUUGAAAAGUAAAGCAAGACAUGCAGCUAUUUCCGCUCGUUUAAACAAACCAUUCAAAUUCGAUGACAAGCCUCUUAUUGUUCAAUACGAAGUUAACUUUCAGGACGGACAGGAAUGUGGAGGAGCUUAUUUAAAGUUACUUACUCAGGAUCCCCAGCAUAUGGAUUUGAAGAAAUUUCAUGAUAAAACACCAUAUACUAUCAUGUUUGGACCUGAUAAGUGUGGAAAUGAUCACAAGCUUCAUUUUAUCUUCAGACAUAAAAAUCCUAUGAAUGGAAGCAUAGAGGAAAAGCAUUGUAAAAAGCCAAAAGAACGUCUUGAAGAUUUCUUUAAAGACAAAAUCCCACAUCUUUAUACCCUUAUUAUACGUCCUGAUAAUACGUUCCAAAUUAAAAUCGACAAUAAAGUUGUGAAUGAUGGUUCACUGCUCGAUGAUUUUACUCCGCCUGUGAAUCCUCCAUUGGAAAUAGAAGAUCCAAAUGACAUAAGACCUGAAGACUGGGAUGAAAGAGAAAAAAUUCCAGACCCAACAGCUGUUAAACCUGAAGAUUGGGAUGAAGAUGCACCAGCUCAAAUAGUUGAUGAAGAUGACAUGAUGCCAGUUGGUUGGCUUGAAGAUGAACCACCAACAAUUCCCAACCCAGAUGCAGUCAAGCCUGACGACUGGGAUGUAGACAUGGAUGGAGAAUGGGAACCACCUGAACUUCCAAAUCCGAAAUGCGAAGAUGCACCAGGGUGUGGCCCAUACAAACAAAAAAUGAAGAAAAAUCCCAGAUUUAAGGGCAAAUGGUUACCACCUUUAAUUGAUAAUCCUAAUUACAAAGGAAAGUGGAAGCCAAGGCUCAUUCAUAAUCCUAAUUAUUUUAAUGAUGAACAUCCUUUCAAUAUGAUGCCAAUUCACGCAAUUGGAUUUGAACUAUGGUCGAUGUCACCGGAUAUUUAUUUCGAUAAUUUAAUUAUCACAGACGAUGAAGAUGUAGCUAAGCAGUGGGCCGAUGAUACAUUUGAAAUUCAUCGUCAAAAAAUAGCUCAAGAAAGUUGGAGUGUGUGGCGCAAAUUCGUAGACUUUACGAGCGAAAACCCAUGGAUUUGGGCUGUAUAUAUACUAGUCGUUGGCCUACCUGUAAUACUUAUUAUGUAUUGUUGCUGUUUCACGUCCCAGGAGAAACCAGAUAAGUCCGAAGAAAAUGAGCGUAUAAUUCCUAAUGAAGAAUUAAAUGAAACACCAGAAAGUGAUGGUAUUGAACCAAAUCAAAUGGAGUCUGUUGACGGUGAUGAUGAUCCCAUCAUUAGUGAGACUGAUGAUGUCGUAGAAGAUGACAAGGAAACACAUGAGGAUGGAGAUGCUCCACGUCAAAGAAAGCCAAAUAAAGAAUAAUAAUGAAAAACUAAGUAACAUAUAAACGAAAAUUAAAUAAAUUACCAUCGAAUUUUAUGUAAUAUACUCACAUUCCACAACCCACAUGUCAUAUUGAAUGAUAUGAUAUUGCAAGACCAUUUGAUAAUAAUUAUGUGAAAUUUCAUUAUUAACUAGUAUAAUAGAUGAAAGUAAGAAUAAUCAAGUUUGCAUUUAACCAAAUCGUUCUUUGAUACCUAACGCGAAUACUUUAAUUAUGUAUGCAUUAGUUAUACUCACUUAUUGGUUUUUUGAUAAACAAAAAUUAUCUGUAUUAACUUAUUUGAUAAAAAAAUGCGUGGAGUAUAAGUCAAAGAGAUGACAUAAUUUCAACGAUAUCUCAAAGUAUUUUACAUGUAAUGUAGUUUAAAGACACACAGUCGUCAUUUCAUUUAUCUUGAUCCAAUAAUAUCGUGUUCACAUUCAUUAACAAAUCUAAUCCUUGCCUUAUGUGCAUGAAUAUUUAAUGAAUAAGAUUUUUAAUUGUUUGUUCACUUAUAACUUAAAUUUAGUACAUAUUCCUUUAUAAAUUAUAUUAUUGAUUAUCGUUUUUAUGACUAUAAAUUAAAUUUCCUUUUGUUUGUGGAUUGCGUUUAAUAUUCAUGUUUGUUUUUUUUUCAUUUUUACUAUAUUUAAUAAAAAAAAAUCCAAAAAAUGUAACACAUUGUUAUAGCAUUGAUAAAUAUUAAACAAUUGGAGGUUGCAAUAUAAUGUUGAGCACACAAACUCAGUGCUAGAGUUAAAACAAUAAAAAAAUUGGUGUAUAAAAUUUUAUUAGAA
Messenger RNA from Chelonus insularis, 2696 nucleotides. RefSeq names its product Calnexin 99A (gene Cnx99A). The record is from RefSeq and is a predicted model, not a curated record. The coding region runs from base 210 to 1898 and encodes 562 amino acids. Lineage: Eukaryota; Metazoa; Arthropoda; Insecta; Hymenoptera; Braconidae. Gene Ontology annotation, biological process: protein folding. Gene Ontology annotation, molecular function: calcium ion binding. Gene Ontology annotation, cellular component: endoplasmic reticulum; endoplasmic reticulum membrane. The transcript has 8 exons.